AUGCCAUCUAUGAUGGUGUCCUUAAAUGAUUGCGACACAUUCUCUGACACAUAUGGUUGCAUUUUCAAUGCCUGUCUGGGUUAUCAGUCACCCUUUCCAAUUGUACGUUUUGGGGACCGAUUAGACUCGGCAAAUGAAAUAAAGGCAGUGGCCAUGGUAAGGCAUUCUGGAGUGAAGGAAUCUCUUGCAUGGCGACUGUUAGGUCUUGAUAUUUUGAAAAGGAAAUCCUGUUCUUCAUUUGAACAAUUACUUUCAACGCGGAGUAAGUUUCUAGAACUGAAGAACGAAAGCCAAAAGUUUUUCCGUAAUAUCGACCAGUGGAAACAGGUUACAGGAAUAGCGUUCCGAACCCAUACAAGCAGCUUUUCUGCAAGUUUUUAUCAUCAACCACGACAGUUCUCCUUGAACGCGAAUCACAUAGUGGUUAAGGGAAUCCAGUCCCUUUCAUUCACGUAUAGCGAUUGGGUGUGGUGCGCAGGCAGCGAUGAUCCUCUCACUGUCUUUUCGCUUAAUAUCGAGCACUUGUUUUCUGAAACAACAACAAAAACGGACUUUAGUGUAGAAUUGCCCUCAGUUGGAAAUUGUAAUAUCAUGAGUGCAACGGGAUCGACUGCCAUUGUUUUCCAUGAAGGCGGAAUAUACACCAUAGAUAAGCGAAAUGAGAAGAAACCUUGGGUACAGCGUUAUAUAGAGCAAGAUCAGAUUUGCAGUGGGGGAAUAUCUGGAGGGCAGUAUUUGGUGUGCUCGACGAAAUCAGAGGAACUUCUUGUGUUCGAUCGUCGGAAAAUGGCGGAGCCUCUGCUGCGACGAGGUUUUGGUGCUGCUGUAUCAGUCAGAUCACAUAGUAAAGACAAUGUUGCUCUUCUUGUCACGCGAAACCAAGUUGGCGUACUCGAUGUGGUUUCACUUGAAACUUUAGGAUCUGUUCAAGCUACGGAUGGGGACAUUCUAGACGCAACUGUUUUUCAGUGUACGCCUCAAGCUGUGCAACUAUGCAUAACCGAAUCCAAUGGCAUGUUAUAUGAAUGGUCUAUGACACACUGAAGGGUCAGCCUUUCAGGCAGACUUCAUUUUUCGAAAUAUUAUCGCCUUGAACCAGUGAGAUAUAUGCACAUAUAUAUAUAUAUCUAUAUAUAUAUAUUUAUUUAUUUUUGUAUCUAGAAUCUCACUACUCUCAAUAUUUGUGCUGUUUUCACAUUAUCUUAACUAAGGUCAUAAAGACAAGACUGAGAAUUGAAAAUGAUUCAAAAUAAUUGCAAAUUAAUAAUAAAAAAAAAUGUUCAAUCAGGUCACUAGCAAUCAAUAUUUGAUGCCGCAUUAACUAAAUUAGUAACUUUGGCAAGUGCACAGAUCACCAUAAGUGGUGAAUAAAAAUUUCUGCUCCGUAUCACCAAGCGCAUGGAUGUCCAUUUUUUUCACAGGCUGGUGAUAUUAUCAUUUUUUGUUUCCACCGAGGUGAAAAAUUUGUACUGACUAAAGUGUGUUACCAGACAUGAUCUCAUUUCUCAAAAUUAUACACUAAACGCGUUUUCUCCUUUCACAUUGUACACUUGGCUCCUAGGAUAAGUUUUUAUACCUUUAUCCCUUUAAUGUAUUCAAAGCCUCUCUUUUUGUUUAUUGCUUUCUACUUAAGCAUAGAAGGACGAUGAAAAGUAUAUCUAGACAUUGUCGCAUACGCUCUAUAUAUUUUCUUCAGUUGACAUGUUGCUGUCGCUAUAAUUUACCCUCCUAAAAUUCCAUGAAUAAACACUGCGUUAACGUCAAGAAAAUAAAAACGCGGCAGUUUAUUUUCAAUCUUGCUUAGUGCUAUAUAUAUUCCACACAAUAUUGUGUGAUGUUAUAUUGCUAGUAGUCUUACAAUCCUUUUCAAAGGUAUCCCUUUGAUGUAUUUAAAUUAAAUAAA
This is a messenger RNA of Phytomonas sp. Hart1, 1903 nucleotides long. The record is from the annotation of a GenBank genome assembly. Lineage: Eukaryota; Euglenozoa; Kinetoplastea; Trypanosomatida; Trypanosomatidae.